AUGUCUAUUAUUAAAUCAUCAAAAAAUCAAGAUAAACUGUUACUCGAUGGGUUCAGUUAUCGUCGCUCAAAUAAUUCUCAAUCCAUAUGGCGCUGUUGUAAAAACAAGUGCGCUGGUCGCGUUCGCUUCGAGGGUGGUAAAUAUACCGAAACAACAGCUCAUGUGCAUGCACCUAAUCUGGAAGAAAAUAUUUCAUUGGAAUUUAAAUCGAAUAUUACUGAUCGUGCAACAGCAUCCCAUGAUCCACCUCGACGUAUUAUUCAUCAGGCUUUAUUGAAAAUAAACAAAACGAAUGGUGCAGCUGUACCAAGUUACACAUCAUCUCAACGUACUAUUGAACGAAAACAAAAAAGACAAGAUUUACCUUUACCUACACCUAUUUCAUUUUCUGAUAUUUGUAUUCCUGAUGAGCUUAGAAUAACAAAUAAUGGUGAUAGAUUCUUAUUGUAUGACAAUGGUGAUGCUAAUCAUAGGGUGAUAAUUCUUUCAUCUGAUAAUGAUCUCGAUUGUUUAUCAAAUUCUGAACACUGGCACUGUGAUGGUACUUUCAAGAUACGUUUGAUGAUCAUUAUUCAUAUUGAAAUUUGUCCUAAAAUUUUCAAUCAAUUAUAUACUAUUCAUGGGUGUUUGUUGGGACGAGGACUUCCACUAGUCUACUGUAGCAUUUACGCACAGUCUGAAGCAGUUUAUGGUGAAAUCUUUGAAGUUAUUCUCAAACAUCUGUCUCAACGUCCGAAAUCGAUAACUAUCGAUUUCGAGAAAGCAGUUGAAAAUGUUAUAAAACAACAACUACCGAUGACUACAGUUAAUUACUGUUUUUUUCAUAUGAAGCAAGCUUUGUGGAAACGAAUCACAGGCCUUGAUUUACAACAAUUAUUUCUUGAUGAUGCUGAAGUUCGUGAUAGCUUAAAGAACUUUGCAUGCUUAACUUUAGUUCCUGAAGCAUCUGUCAUUGUUGAGUUUGAACGAGUACAAGCUGUUGCACCUGAAUCGAUCAACGAGUUUAUCGACUAUUUCGAGGAUAAUUACAUUGGACGACUAAUUCAUAAUCAAUUACCACGUACGAUCAAUUCAAGUGAGGGGUGGCACCGUGCCAUCCAACAUUCAGCACGGUCACAUCCAACAAUCUAUGAAUCAAUCAAGGAUUUGCAAGUUGAACAAUUACAAGCCGGACGUGUUAAGCCAAGAAGACGCGCAAAAUACGAACGUUUGGAUAAACAACUACAACAAUUAGUCUCGUCUUUUCAUGUUACAAAAAGAGAACUAUACUCCAAACGAGCAAGAGUUCUGUUUCGCUUCUAA
Messenger RNA from Adineta ricciae, 1302 nucleotides. Lineage: Eukaryota; Metazoa; Rotifera; Eurotatoria; Adinetida; Adinetidae. The record is from the annotation of a GenBank genome assembly.